Adelges cooleyi (spruce gall adelgid) is the source of this 1267-nucleotide messenger RNA. Its product is annotated as methionine adenosyltransferase 2 subunit beta-like. The transcript has 5 exons. Gene Ontology annotation, molecular function: methionine adenosyltransferase regulator activity. The coding region runs from base 148 to 1050 and encodes 300 amino acids. Gene Ontology annotation, cellular component: methionine adenosyltransferase complex. NCBI's taxonomy places the organism in Eukaryota, Metazoa, Arthropoda, Insecta, Hemiptera, Adelgidae. The record is from RefSeq and is a predicted model, not a curated record. Gene Ontology annotation, biological process: S-adenosylmethionine biosynthetic process.
UAUGUAUUCUGAUUUUUGCUCAAUAUCAAUGAUUAUAAAAUUACUAGUUUUACAUAAUAAUGGUCCGAACGUUGUAUGUUAUAUUAUUUGGCAUUUGCCAAUAGUGGUCAAAGUCGUUCAACGGAGAAUUAACUGAAAUUUCAAAAAAUGAAAGUUUUCUUAACCGGUGCUUCAGGACUUUUGGGUAGGGCUAUUUAUCAACGUUUUACUAAAGAAACCGAUUGGACUGUUUGCGGGAUCGCACAUAAUAGAGUUGGCUCCGGUUUAACCAAAUUGAAUUUAUUGGAUAAAUCGUCUGUAACAGAUUUUCUGAAUGCUACCCAACCUGACGUGAUUGUUCAUUGCGCAGCCGAACGUUAUCCAGACAGAGUGGAACGUGACCCUCAGGCGGCUUACGACCUCAAUGUAGACGCAACUGCUCAUUUAGCCCAUGAAGCAAACCGCCUUAAUGUGCCAUUGUUGUACAUCAGUACAGACUACGUAUUUGAUGGUAAAAGUAGUCCUUACAAAGAAACCGAUAAACCAACACCUAUUAACGAGUAUGGCAGACUGAAACUUUUAGGAGAAAAGGAAGUUUUAGAAGCUAAUCCAAGAAAUAUAGUUUUUCGCAUUCCAGUAAUUUAUGGCCCAGUCGAAACUUUAGAAGAGAGUGCGGUUACGGUUUUGUUCAAAGGCUUAAAGAAAUGUCAACAAGAAAAAGAAACUUUUCAGGUAUCGAACUAUGAACUGCGUAAUCCAUCCAGUGUAAACGACAUAGCACAAAUAGUUUUUAAGCUUGUUGAGAAAAAACUUUUUUCAAGUCCAGAUCUUAAUGGAAUUUUUCACUGGUGUGGUAAUGAGGUGCUAACCAAGUACGAUAUGGUCGUUAAGAUGGCUAAUACUUUUGGAUUAAGUCUAGAACGAGUUGUUCCGGUUGUUGGACAGCCUGGAGCACAGCGACCGUACAAUACAUGUUUAGAUGUAUCACGUAUAUCUCAAUUAGGAAUCGGAACUCAUACAGAUUUUGCAGACGGAAUAAAGUCUGCUUUGGCAAAUUGGAUCAGUGUAUGAUAGUAUUAUUCCCUGUGCAUAUUAUUAAAACAAAAUUAUGUAGAUAGGUUAUUAUGUUAUUUCAAACAGCAUAUAACCCAUGACUAGUUACCAAUUAUAUUAUGUUUUAAAAUACAAUUUUGAUGAAAUACUUGUAAUUAUUUUGUGGCCAUGUAAGUUAAAUGUAAUAAAAUACGUAUUAGCUUCGAUGCAAUGUUGAGAAGUUAUAGCCUUGCAA